Pygocentrus nattereri (red-bellied piranha) is the source of this 2359-nucleotide messenger RNA. RefSeq names its product beta-N-acetylhexosaminidase. The coding region runs from base 155 to 1972 and encodes 605 amino acids. Lineage: Eukaryota; Metazoa; Chordata; Actinopteri; Characiformes; Serrasalmidae. The transcript is spliced from 14 exons. Gene Ontology annotation, molecular function: hexosaminidase activity. The record is from RefSeq and is a predicted model, not a curated record. Gene Ontology annotation, biological process: carbohydrate metabolic process.
GUGAAGAGAGGAGUGAUUAAACUCUUUUCAUACAAAGAGUCUCUCACAUUCAGACUUGUCUUACGGCUCAGCGUUUCAUUCACAAGCACGAGGUAAAACCUUUACUCACCUGAGCUGACAGCACUCCAGCACAGACACCUCACAGGACAGAGCUAUGAACAGCUUCAAGUUGUUGAAACUGAUAGUUCUCUUCUUGGUGACUCUUGUCAUAAUGAAAUUUUUCUCCAGUUCAAACAAGGGAAGAGUAAAAAUAAACUCAAAAAUCAUGGACAUGGAUACAAAUAUUUUCUGGUGGAACAAUUAUACUCCUGAGCCUGAGAAUUUGGAUGCACCAAAAGAGCCUCCAAAAGCCGAAAAAAACCUUGAGAAAAAAAUCAUCAAGAAGGAACCGGAACCAAAUCCAGAAGAACCUCACAAUUUAGAUUCACCAGUGGAGCCUAAAGAGGCUAAGAAGAAGCCUGUGAUAGAAAACGUCAAGAAGGAACCAGAACCAAAUAUAGAAGAAGAGAUAGAAAUCAUAGAAGUCCCAGUGAAACCAUCUACAGGCCCUCUUCGUCUAGUACACUUAGACCUUAAGGGUGCUGCCCCCAAAGUCAGUUACCUUAAGCAGAUUUUUCCACUGUUCUCCUCUCUGGGCGCUCAUGGUAUUUUGAUAGAGUAUGAGGACAUGUUUCCCUAUGAAGGAGAACUUGAGAUUCUAAAGUCACCGUUUGCCUACAGUGUGGAGGAUAUAGAGGAAAUCAAGACUCUGGCGAACCUCAAUAAACUUGAGCUAAUCCCUCUAAUGCAGGUAUUUGGGCAUCUAGAGUUUGUUCUGAAACAUGAGAAGUAUGCCCAUUUAAGGGAGGUGCCGAAGUAUCCCAACAGCCUGAACGCCCUAGCCCCUGAUAGCCUGCCGCUGCUUAAAAAUAUGCUAAAGCAGAUCUUGAAGAGACACCCAGAGGCACGGUUUUUCCACAUUGGAGCUGAUGAGGUUUACGAGCUUGGCGAGAGCGAGGACUCAAAACGCUGGUUGGAGAAGAAUAAUGGAGACGUGGGAGCACUGUACCUCAGCCAUGUGUCAAACGUUUGCCAUCUAGUGACAGAGAUGAGACCUGGAAUGAAAAUGAUCUUCUGGGACGAUAUGAUCAGAAAGAUCAGCGUCCCCACCCUGCAAACCUCAGAUGUACCAAAACUUGCAUUCCCUAUGAUAUGGAACUACAAUCCACAGAUUGAUAUGCAAAGCCUAGCAAAGCUACUGGAAAAGUACCGGGAUGCUGGAUUUUUAGGUGUUUGGUUUGCGAGCUCAUUUAAAGGCACUUCAGGGGUUGACCAGAGAUGGACUCCACUGAAACAUCACUUAGACAAUCAUCUAUCCUGGCUUAAAGUCAUGGACUCCAUGGAUCAGUACCCUUCUCUAACUUUUCAAGGCAUUGCCAUAACAGGCUGGCAAAGAUAUGAACACUUUACACGUCUAUGUGAACUGCUGCCUGUGGCCAUCCCUUCUCUGGCUGUCUGUCUACAGACUCUGAAAUAUGGUUCAUUUAACGAAGAGGCCGUAAAGGCAGUACAUCAUAUUUUGGGCUGCAAUAUUAAGUUGGAUCCUAAUAUAUGUGAAGGCAGUGGGUCAUUUGUGGGUGCUGAGAUUUACCACAAGGUGCGAAAGAUCCACACUGAACUGCAGAGCUCUAUUGAUUCAAUGAUGACAGACCACUUUCUACGAGGUUCUCUCAGCAAUUACCUGCGGAAGUACAACUUUGCAAACCCACGGAAUUUAAGACAAUUUAAAACCAAAUUGAGAAAGCUGCAGGAUGAUUGGGAGUCCAUGCUGGAGACGUUUCGGAAGGAGAUGGAGGCCAUCUUCUAUCCAGACACUGUGGAGGAGUGGAUGGAGGAUAACGUCAACGAACAGAUGACUAAACUCCGCAGCAUGGUGCAAGACACAGAGCGCAUUUAUGACCUUGAUGGCCGUAAAAAGAGUCUUAACACUUAAUACGGCUUUGACUAGAAGGAAGGUGUUAACCUACAGUGUCUAAUGGUCAACUGAUUUUGGGGGAACAGAUCGCUUGUCCCUUAGCCAUGCCCAAUCAGUGAACUGUGAAAUGUUCCCCAUCAUCACAGAAUGCACUGUACCAGGUACGGUAUUGCCGGUACAUAAAUUAUAACUAAUUUUAGUGUUUUGCAGCUUACUAGGCUAGCAGGGUUUACCAAAGGGCUAGCUAGGCUAGCUAACUGAUCAUUUUUAAUAGCUAACUGCAUUAGUGUGUAGGCCUGAUCUACUAAGCCCACAGUACACAGUCUAGAAUAUAGAAAACCAUCCAUACAACCAUAACACAAAAACAUUAACAAGGAUUUAAGGGCCAGACUCAAAUAAAACACC